AUGCCCCACAUCGAGCUCCUGACAAAUGUAAAACUGCUAACCGAGCUUCUUUGGCAAUACCAUGUGUCAAGAGAAGAUACAGAUGAAUUGCACUCCUCCUCUCACGGGGCUUUUGCAAAGCUUCGGCACCGCUUUUUCUCCUUCGCGAAAUUACUCCUCGAAGUGAUGGAGGCCCUCGUGCAGCGCGUCUGUGGACUCAGUCGUGACAAGCAGAUCGCUGCACUGACAACAUGUCUAAAAAAGAUGAUUGUUGAUUUCGCGACGCUUCUGACAACGUUUCAGGAACCCGCAUCUGCACCGCGUCCGAGGCCGUCCUUCGAGACCUCAAAAGUGACUAUAUUUGGUGUCUGUAGUAACGAAGAGCCUUUGUUAGACGAUUACGAUCCAUAUAUUAAAGGGGCUCAACAAUACUACGCAUCCAAGUGUACACUUUCCCAUCUCGCCGGCAUGCUGGUAAAACUCCUGCAGAACAUGUUAUCUAAGGUUGAAAAUGUAGAGGUAUACUAUUGUCUGCUGCUGCUUUCUGAUGUGUAUGAGUCCUGCGCAGUUUUGAGAGCCGCUUCUUGCGAUUAUGUAGUGGACUUCUUGAGGCUAUACACCACUGAAGCGCUUGCGCGCCAGAGCAGCCACACCCUAGAGGUGUACCUAUAUCUCCUGCAUCAGCUGUUUGCGGAGUCUCGGCAGCGUCCUGACUUGCUUGAGAAUCUAUCUAAAAACUUCCGAUCAUUGUCGCCUCCUCUUUCAAAAGAGCAUGGAGACCUUUUACCUCCGCAACUUCCUGUCUUUAUCUCCAGCUUCUGCGCCACGAUUGAGAGGCACUCUGAAGCUCAAAUAACGAUCCGAAACGCACUAAGUUUGAUGCAUUUUGUCGUUUCUCUGGAAACCACUUCGGAGGUAGUUUUUGGUGAUCCCGAUGAUCCUGUUUGCAUGCUCGCAGCAGAAUCCACUCUUCAUCAUGUGGCUCCCUUGAUUCUUCAUCCCAGCGCGGAAGUGGGGUUGCUUGCCUGCGAUACGGUUCGACUCCUGAUGAAGAAGCAACCAGCACUUGGGAUUUCAGCAGCCACACGGGAAUGGGUAAUGGAUCUAGCAUUAGAAGGAAUCCAACUAGCCUCUAAAUCAUCCACGGUACCUCUCAUCGGGCUUCUAAAUACUCUUUGCGAUGGGUGCAGCAUUUGCCCUGGUGGGGAGGCAGCUUUCGAGCCAACAGCAAGUUCGAAUCCAAAUGUCUUAGUGUUCAUUAUUCAACUCGCCGGGUUCGCCAAUGAUGCGUUUCAGGAGGCAAUAAACGGAAGCUUUCUUCAGGAAUAUCUCAAAAGAAACGCGGCAAAUGUUGAUACCUACGCCGAACAAAUUCUGCACGCGUGCGGGGAACACUUAUCAUUACCCUUUCGAAGCUUUGCGCGAUUACUCUACCUGGUGUCAGGGAUGUCGACCGACGUGGUGGCCAUCCGACCUGAGAUCUCCUCGCUGCUGGUUCAACACUUCCUACGUCAGCUUGAGGUCGAGCUGGCGUCAUCCCUGGGUCCCCCCUCCCCCUCCGUCCCCUGCAAAGGGGAGUCGUGGUCCACGCUUGAGGUGUUAUUCGAGCGCAGCGACCGCGGUAUUUUGAAUUUGUUGGGCCAUAGCGCAUUUCGGGAGUUACUUCACACGGUCUGCUACUUCCUGCCGGUCUCGGAUGAACUGCCCCCGUUGGCUGUUCAAUUGCUCGUAGAAAUGCGCCAGGACUUCUCGGAUUGGCAUGUCAUGGGUCGGGUUGAGUCUCGUGAAUGUGCCAAAACACUAAGCUUGGUACAUGGUCUCAUGCGCAAGUACAAGGUUUCCAAAGGCAGUUCUGAUGUGGCUUGGUCUUGGUGGUGCUCUCACCUAGACACACUACUUCAGGAGGGCUUACUGGAUUGGUUACUGCUCAUGUCGGUUGGUCAGGAAGACGAGGACGUGGAGAGACAGCGUGGGAGCUUAAUUCAAUGUCUUUUGGGUGAGGACAAAUGUGCCAUUAACGAAGAUAUGACGCGUGGUGCUGCCUCGUGUAAGGAACUACUUUUGAGGGAUGUCUCAUCACAUCGGAUCAGCUACUUUCUUGUGUCUCUCGCGGUGCUUGGCUGUCCUACCCCCUUGGACAAGGAUGAGAUGAGCAUGCUCCUUGCUGGAGAAUUCUGUAGCCUGUUGCAACUUCUGGUUGAUCAGCAAGCAGAGUUUUUGGGCGUUCUCGAGCAAACCCAGUCGGACUCAGGAACAGCAGAAGGUGUGUCAAUGAUAAGGUCGGACCUGAGUGCCAUCAUCGAUACGCUUUCCAAUGUUCUUCGGAUAAGUGCAGCGUACUAUAAAUACUUCGGUUCCAUCCCCAUGGAUUUAUCGUUCGAGGCAUCUGCAAAAACUUCAGACUCGGUGGAUCGUGACAGCUCCUAUGCUCUUAUAGUGCGCUCUCCAUAUCUGCGCGCGGAGGUGCACCAACUCAUGCUAAUGCUGGACAGCGAGGCGUGUGCGCCACAACCACUGGAGGAGGGCCUUGCAGAAUGUAACACGUGUGCAACAUGUUUCAGUAAUGGCCAACUUCUUGAAGAGCUUUUGCAGAGUACCCAGUUGGGCAGGCUUGCACUUCACAUUCUCCUAGCGCUCCUCAUCACGGGCUUGGAAGGCAAAUUGAUGGUGUGCCCCCUAAAGGUGGCGCUUUGGCACCGAUGGCUAAGGGCGGCUGCUGCGUCGGACGCGGGCAACUCACUGUUUGAUGCCUUCUUCCGAUCCAUGCGCGAGCUCCACCGAAUUGAUUCCACCAAACAAGCGAGUCUCCUGCGUCUACUUAAUAGCUGGGUGUGUUCCAUUGACUUAAGUAAUUCAGCCCCUCUCCGGGUUUGUCUUUUAGAACGCCAUGUUGUUCCUCACAUUCUUACUGACCGCAGCCGGAGCUAUUCGCGGGAUGUGGGAAGUGACAUGGCAAUGCUCCUGAUUAACACGCUUAGCCCGCUUCCACGUACGCAAAGUAGUACCUGCGACGUCGUCAUUUUCAAGUGGAGUGUACACGCCCUUACCAUGGCGUGGACCGCAGCUCAUGACUGGCGGGACGAGCCAUCUCAGGGUAUGGACGCACUCGGUUCGGUUACCUUGGGCACCGAACCUCCCCUGCCUUUAAACAUCCUUGUGUUGUUGCAUCUUCUCCUGGAGCGGGCACACGGUCGAGAAAUGUCUCGACGCUAUGGUGAGGUUCUUUUGCCGGUAUUGUUGAACAUCCAGAGUACGGCAAUGCGCCGGGAUACGAUAAACGGUGGUGUGAGAGGGUUUCAUGCAGCCACCGCGGCACUGGUUUGUGGUUUGCUCAAGGAUCGACUUGAGACAGAUUCGACUCAAACUUUUAAAGUCAAGAGAAUUAACGGGGAGGGCUCCUUUGCCUUGGCGACGGAGGCUCUGAGGAGGUGUUGGAUCUGUCUGCAGAUUCAUCACUUUUGUGGGAUUCUGCGUCGCGGAUGUAAAGAAACUCAGGACUGGGAGGAAGGCGCGGCCCUGCUGCUACGUCUCAAGGCUCAGGUGGUGAGUGCAUUUCAGUUCAUUUUUCUCUCCCAUACGGGCCCUGCAGGUGGUGAUAUGAGAGAAGCAGAAUGUGCGUGUGAUGCCACCGGUUGCUUAGACGAUGAGUACCACGCGGCUCUCUGUCUUGUGAACUGGUGCAUGGAACUUGUACUAGCGCGAGACACUGUAUGGAUGGAGCCCUCUUGCCAUGUUAUUUACGUGCUAUUCAAUCAUUACCGCGCAACCCUGGCAACUUCUCAGGAAGCCCUUGCACUUUAUCUGUUCUGCUUGAAAUGUGGCCCCUCAAUGCUAUCCACUUCACAGUUGGGAGUGUUACUGUCGGCGCUUCUUUAUGCGGCCCCUCAUCUCCCGUGGUCCCAAAACGGAGACGCUGUGCACGAGCUCGUGCACCAUUUUCUCACGACAGUGGACCUCACUGCUCUAUCGGCUGGUUUAGCGUGUAGUCAACUCCCACGGGGUACUAAAGCGGAAGAGGUGUUAGCCACAGUUGGUGACGCUAGUGCCACGGCCAAGAUGUACAAGGGGCUCAGCAACGCAUGUCGCUAUUACGCACAAGCCAUCCCUCAGGCUCAGCCGCUCUCUUUGCAUCGGUUGACUGAUUUCCUCGCCGUCCUAUCAUCUGGUGCGGAAGGAUCCUCACCUGUGCACUUAUUCGUGCAAAAUAAGGAGAAUGUUGAUUUAUUUUCAGAACACAUCCCUCUUUAA
Messenger RNA from Phytomonas sp. EM1, 4227 nucleotides. The record is from the annotation of a GenBank genome assembly. Lineage: Eukaryota; Euglenozoa; Kinetoplastea; Trypanosomatida; Trypanosomatidae.